Messenger RNA from Cotesia congregata, 927 nucleotides. NCBI's taxonomy places the organism in Eukaryota, Metazoa, Arthropoda, Insecta, Hymenoptera, Braconidae. The record is from the annotation of a GenBank genome assembly.
AUGGAUUUAAAUAAUAAAAAUCCGGCAAAUUUAUACCCCGAGGAAGAUAGGACAAGAGUAUUAUUAGUGCGAGAUCGUCCGCCUGGAAAAUAUUUCAUUGCGGGUGGUUUUGGUGGACUAUGUACUACUUUGUGUGGGCAUCCUUUGGAUACUAUAAAAGUAAGAAUGCAAUCUAAGCCAAGUGAGUAUAGAAAUACUUGGGAUGCGAUGUUCAAAAUAAUUCACCAAGAAGGACCUUCAGGAUUAUACAAAGGCAUGAUGGCACCUUUAGUAGGAAUAGUCCCAAUAUUUGGAUUGAGUUUCUUUAGCUUCAGUUUAGGGAAGAAAUUAGUAGCAGAGCCAAACCAACGCAAGGAAGACUUGUCAGUAUCUCAAUUAUUUCUGGCGGGAAUGUUCAGCGGACUUGCUACCAUUCCGUUGAGCGUGCCGGGAGAACGUGUCAAGUGCUUACUGCAAAUGCAAAUUGGCAAAAAAACAUUAUUCCAUGGAUUUAUGGACUGCGCUCUAAAACUUUACCGUAACGGCGGUGUAAAAAAUCUUUAUGUAGGCACUAGUGCAACAAUAUUGCGUGACCUACCCGCAAGUGGAGUAUAUUUCAGUGUUUACGAUAUUCUAAUGAGAUUAUUCGCUAAUCACUUUAAAGAAACAUUGAUGUGGCACUCAAUAUUCGCCGGAGGAUUCGCUGGCAUGAUUAACUGGGUCGUUGCUAUGCCUGCAGAUGUACUCAAGUCUCGAUUGCAAACCUCGUCAAUUGAUGAAUAUCCACGUGGCAUGAGAUCUUUGCUUCCUGAAAUUUUACGUCAAGAAGGGCCUUGGGCACUUUAUCGAGGAGUUGUACCAAUUAUGAUUCGUGCGAUUCCUGCUAACGCAACUUGUUUUUUUGGGAUUGAAGUAGCUAUGAAAAUUCUUGACUCAUACUUUCCUUAA